ACCAUACCAGGGAACCUUGUCCUGUAAGUACCAGUAGUGCUAACCAGUUCUUUGAUGACGUCCAUGACUACGCUAUUUUUCUUGAGUUCGUUCAGUGGCUUUUAGUUAAGAGUGAAAUACAGCCGCGUUCACUUUGUCGCGGGUUUUGAUUAUACGUGGCUGUUGAUAUUUUCAUCGGUGGUUUAAGUGACUGUUUUGGAGUAUUUUUUCGAAGUAAACAAAAAUAUAAACAUGACCGAAACUAACCUAGAAGAGUUCCCCGAUCGCGUGGCAGAAUGGUACAAAGACAAAACGAUUUUAAUCACAGGCGGUACCGGCUUUAUGGGAAAAGUUUUAAUCGAAAAACUGUUAAGAUCAUGCGGAGAUGUGAAAAAAAUUAUUUUGUUGGUCAGAUCUAAAAAGGCCAAACAUCCCAAGGAUCGAAUCAAGGAUAUAUUCGCUAAUCCUCUUUUUGAUCAAGUAAAAGAGAUGAAAGGAGAAGAAAUUAUCAAAAAAGUCGUUCCGGUAGUGGGGGAUGUGAUGCUUCCCAAUUUGGGAAUCCAGAAGGAAGACCGGGAAAUGUUGGCCAAUGAAGUGGAUUUGAUAUUUCACUGUGCGGCCACUAUCAGGUUUGACGAAUGUUUGAAGACCGCUGUUUUGUUGAACGCUAGGGGGACAAAGUUCAUGUUGGAGUUGGCGAAGGAGUGUAAACACUUAAAGUGUUUUAUUCAUGUAUCAACUGCAUACUGUCACCUCAACGAAAGAAUCCUCUACGAAAAACCAUACCCACCUCCAGCAGACCCACACAAAGUAAUAAAGACCAUUGAAUGGCUGCAAGAUGACGUCUUGGAGAGCAUUACACCCAAAAUUUUGGGUGAUAUACCAAACACCUACGCCUUCACAAAAGCUUUGGGAGAAGCCUUAGUAGUAGAACAAAAAGAGCACCUACCAGUCCUGAUUUUAAGACCUUCGGUUGUUAUCCCAAUUUGGAAAGAACCUAUUCCUGGAUGGACCGACAACAUAAACGGACCUACCGGGCUCCUAAUAGGGGCCGGCAAAGGAGUUAUACGGACCAUGUAUUGUCAGCAAGACAGUUAUGCGGACUAUUUGCCUGUUGAUAUUGCUGUCAAUGCCACGCUUAUAUCUACGUGGUAUUCUAAUACUUUAAACAAGGAUAAAUGGAUUUAUAACUUAACCAGCUCAGCGGAAUAUAAAGUAACUAUGGAAGAAAUCAUUACAAUAGGAAGAAAUAUUAUCGAAACUAGGAUUCCACUAAAUGGGGUAGCAUGGUAUCCAGGAGGAUCCAUGAAACGUUCUAAGAUAGUACAUUUGAUUUGUUUCUUUUUCUUCCACUUAGUUCCUGCUGUUUUAGUUGACAUUCUUUUAACAAUCCUUGGCUAUAAACCAGUCUUAUGCAGGGUCCAAAAACGUAUCUGGAAAGGGUUCGAGGUGUUUGAAUAUUACGCUAAUAACCAAUGGGACUUUGACAAUGUAGAAUCCCUUAAAGCCAGAGACCAACUAAAUCCAAGAGAGAGGGAGAUUUACAAGUGCGACGGAGAUGGUAUUAAUUAUCAUGACUACUUUACAGACUGUGUUCACGCUGCAAGAUUGUACAUUCUUAAAGAGACUGAUGACACUUUACCUGCUGCAAGGAGACAUAUGAAAGUGAUGUGGGUUUUGGACAAGUUCUGCAAAGGACUAUUCAUAGCAGCAGUGCUUUAUUACUUAUACCAAAGGGUGUUUAGUCCCAUAUUGAAGUCGUUGUAUUAAAUUUUAUAUAUAUUUUUAUGUUUUGAUAAUUAGUUAGUUAUAAUGUUAUAUUUUUAUGUUACCAAUAAAAAAAAUAAAUUAGUUUUAGAAUAAA
Molecule: messenger RNA, 1843 nt
Organism: Anthonomus grandis grandis
Lineage: Eukaryota; Metazoa; Arthropoda; Insecta; Coleoptera; Curculionidae
Product: fatty acyl-CoA reductase 1
Exons: 9
Coding region: 232-1749 (505 amino acids)
Biological process (GO): long-chain fatty-acyl-CoA metabolic process
Cellular component (GO): peroxisome
Molecular function (GO): alcohol-forming very long-chain fatty acyl-CoA reductase (NADP+) activity
Source: RefSeq, a predicted model, not a curated record